This is a messenger RNA of Perkinsus marinus ATCC 50983, 1286 nucleotides long. RefSeq names its product ribosomal RNA methyltransferase, putative. The transcript has 11 exons. The coding region runs from base 30 to 1286 and encodes 418 amino acids. The record is from RefSeq and is a predicted model, not a curated record. Gene Ontology annotation, biological process: rRNA methylation; maturation of 5.8S rRNA from tricistronic rRNA transcript (SSU-rRNA, 5.8S rRNA, LSU-rRNA); maturation of LSU-rRNA from tricistronic rRNA transcript (SSU-rRNA, 5.8S rRNA, LSU-rRNA). NCBI's taxonomy places the organism in Eukaryota, Perkinsozoa, Perkinsida, Perkinsidae. Gene Ontology annotation, cellular component: preribosome, large subunit precursor; nucleolus. Gene Ontology annotation, molecular function: rRNA (guanine) methyltransferase activity; rRNA (uridine-2'-O-ribose)-methyltransferase activity.
AGUUCUAUACUUUCCCUUACGCUGAUUCUAUGGUUCGCCGGAAGAAGGUCGGAAAGGAGCGUUUGGAUCGCUUCUAUCAGCUUGCUAAGGAGCAGGGCUAUCGCGCACGAUCAGCGUUCAAACUGAUCCAGCUCGAGAAGAAAUACGGCUUCCUCAAGAACGCCAGAUCAUGUGUGGAUCUCUGUGGUGCUCCUGGAGGGUGGAGUCAGGUAGCAGUAAAGCAUAUGCCUGCAAACUCGAAGGUCAUAUGUGUCGAUUUGAUGCCGAUAAAACCGAUAAAGGGGGUGGUGACCAUGCAAUGUGAUAUAACAACACAGAAGUGCAGGCAGUUCCUGUUGAAGGAGCUCAAUGGUACUCCUUGUGAUGUUGUAUUGAAUGAUGGUGCACCUAAUGUGGGUGCGAGUUGGGCUAAGGAUGCUUACAACCAGGCUGAACUGUGUCUAUAUGCUGUGCAUCUAGCAGCGGACAUGCUCAGGAAGGGAGGUACCUUCGUCACCAAAGUCUUCCGAUCUUCUGAUUACAACAGUCUUUUGUGGGUUUUCCAACAGCUGUUUGAGAAGGUUGAGGCGACCAAACCCACCGCUUCUCGUAACGUCUCUGCUGAGAUUUUCGUUACUUGUAAGGGCUUCAAGGCUCCAGCGAGAGUUGAUCCUCGAUUGUUCGAUCCGAAGUGGGUGUUUAUGAUGGAGGGAGAUGAGCAGGAGAAGGCGGCUGUUGGAGAGGAGGAUGAGGAGGAAAUUACUGGCAAGAAAGCUGGUAGCAGUGGGGCAGCGGCUCUCAAUGACUACCUCAAGUCGGCUAUGAAGAGACGUAGAGGGGGGUAUGAGGAUGAGUCGGAACUAUUCUCAACUGCGACGGUUGCGGAGUUCAUAGCCUCUCCUGCUCCGGCAGAGGUCCUCAUCAAGAGGAGCAAGCUCGUGUUUGCGACGGAGGAUUGUGAGGCGAUAAGAAAGUCCCCCUAUACGACCCCGGAGAUAUUGGAUUAUAUGAGCGACUUGAAAGUGCUGGGGAAAGGAGAGCUCAUGGCUUUGCUGAAGUGGCGUAUGCGUAUUAGAAGCUUGUGUGUUAGGGAUCGUGAGAAGGCAUCUAAGGUGGAUCAAGAGAGCGAAGGAGAGGAGGAUGAGGAAGAUACUCUUGCAAACGCUCGGCCUGGCAAGUCUGUCGAUGAUGAACUGGCAGCAUUGUUGAGCUCUCGUCGAAGGGAGGAGAAGGCUGAGCUGAAGAAGCAAAGGGAGAGGACUAAGAAGCAGGAGAUGAGGAAGAAGAUGUCCCUAGGUAGUGCCUAG